This is a messenger RNA of Penicilliopsis zonata CBS 506.65, 1845 nucleotides long. RefSeq lists its product as hypothetical. The coding region runs from base 1 to 1845 and encodes 614 amino acids. Gene Ontology annotation, biological process: tRNA methylation; tRNA wobble uridine modification. Gene Ontology annotation, molecular function: GTPase activity; protein binding; GTP binding. The transcript is spliced from 3 exons. The record is from RefSeq and is a predicted model, not a curated record. NCBI's taxonomy places the organism in Eukaryota, Fungi, Ascomycota, Eurotiomycetes, Eurotiales, Aspergillaceae. Gene Ontology annotation, cellular component: cytoplasm; mitochondrion.
AUGCGUGGAUCUAUCCUCUGGGUUUCGCGUUGGGUCAAUCCCUUUCGCCAUCAAUGGACCCUGCCGGCGUUUGGGGGACCUCCUAACAGAGUCGCCUCCAAACGUGCGGCUCAAGUGCUGCUACCUCGAAUCUCUAGAAACGGAGUGCGGUGCUUUUCGUCCUACCCGCCUGCCUUUUUCUCGAUUGGCCAUGAUUCGACCAUUUACGCGCUUUCCACUGCUCCUGGGAGGGCUGCCAUUGCUGUGAUUCGGGUAUCUGGAUCUGCGUGUGUAAAGAUCUACCAAGCCCUCUGUCCUUCGUCACCUCUUCCCAAACCACGCGUUGUGGCACUCCGAACUCUGUAUGAUCCUACGCAGACAGCUUUGAGUAAGAACAGCGUGCUCGACGCUGGCGCUCUGGUACUGUACUUCCCGGGCCCGAAGACAGUCACAGGCGAAGAAGUUCUAGAGCUGCAUGUACACGGCGGUCCGGCGAUUGUAAGGGCUGUUCUCGGGGCGAUCGACCGCGUCAGCACGCCCGACAGCCUCAUCCGCUACGCCGAGCCGGGCGAGUUCACCCGUCGGGCGUUUAUGAACGACCGGCUUGAUCUACCGCAGAUCGAAGCCCUCGGCGACACCCUCCAUGCUGACACAGAGCAACAGCGUCGGCUAGCGGUACGUGGCGCCAACGAUGCACUCUCCAAGCGAUACGAGCAGUGGCGCCAUCAAUUGCUCUAUGCCCGGGGCGAGUUGGAAGCCCUGAUUGACUUCUCCGAGGACCAAUACUUUGAUGAGUCGACAGAGGAGCUGGUCGAUUCUGUUGCCUCGCAGGUGCGUGCCCUGCAACAGCAGUUGAAUUUGCACAUCCACAAUGCAUCUAAGGGAGAGCUGCUCCGGAAUGGGAUCAAAUUGGCAUUGUUGGGCGCUCCAAACGCAGGGAAAAGCUCUCUUCUGAAUCAGAUAGUGGGUAAAGAGGCGGCGAUUGUCAGCGCAGAGGAAGGCACAACUAGGGACAUUGUGGAUGUUGGGGUCGAUAUUGGCGGGUGGUACUGCAAGCUCGGCGAUAUGGCCGGCAUUCGAUCCGAAACAAAUGGUUCUGGAGUUGGCCAUCGCAGUGGCCUAGUGGUCAUCGGUGCUGUUGAAAAGGAAGGUAUCCGACGGGCCAAGGCGCGUGCGAUGGAGUCGGACGUUGUCAUUGUGGUGCUCUCGCUGGAGACCAACGGUGGUAGCGAGAAAUUAUAUCAGUUAUCCGUGGAGCCGGAAGUCCUGGAGGCCGCAAAGGACUGUGUCGAAGCUGGCAAAUGUCUUGUUGUUGUGGUCAACAAAUGCGACAGGAUUCCUCUGGAGACUCGAGAAGCGACGGGAGACAUCCCACAGGGGCUGCAAGACCGUAUUCACAGUCUGUUUCCUGUGGUGCCUGCAAAUCGUAUUUUCGCCAUCUCCUGUUUGGAAGCACAAGGUCUCACAGACUCUCAGCGUGGAAUUGACCCAGGUGGGAUCCAGACUUUCUUGAAAGGGCUUGUUACCACGUUUGAAACGAUUGCCUCGCCAGUGGGCAUGGAGGGUGAUGAGCAUGGGAAAUACGAUCUUUCCUACUGGGAGGACUCUCUGGGUGUGACCCAUCGACAGAGUUCUAAUCUUCAGCGGUGUCUCGAGCAUCUCGAUGACUUUUUGGCCCAAACACAAAAAACGCACCACAGUGGCUACAACAGCCCUGAUGUGGAAGAAGAAGUCGAUAUUGUGCUGGCCGCUGAGCAUCUGCGGUUUGCCGCAGACUCGCUGGCCAAGAUCACCGGUAAAGGGGACGGUGGAGAUGUAGAGGAUGUCUUGGGUGUGGUCUUUGAAAAAUUUUGCGUUGGCAAAUGA